This is a messenger RNA of Sphaeramia orbicularis (orbiculate cardinalfish), 3830 nucleotides long. RefSeq names its product DENN domain-containing protein 2A-like. Gene Ontology annotation, cellular component: actin cytoskeleton. The coding region runs from base 307 to 3456 and encodes 1049 amino acids. Gene Ontology annotation, biological process: retrograde transport, endosome to Golgi. The transcript is spliced from 20 exons. NCBI's taxonomy places the organism in Eukaryota, Metazoa, Chordata, Actinopteri, Kurtiformes, Apogonidae. The record is from RefSeq and is a predicted model, not a curated record.
CAGAAGAGAGAGAGAGAGUUAGAGAGAGAGAGAGAGGGAGAGAGAAAGAGAGAGGAAGUCACUUCAGAGUCUGAAUGAGUUUCACGUUGAAGAGGAGGAGAGUGUACAGUAGUUUGAGGUGAUGCCUUUGUAAUCUCAUUCAUUGAACAUCUGAAUAAUGAGUUGACGGCUGCACACUUCAUGAGAUCUGUUAGAAAACUUGGACAAACAGCAGCACAAUGGAUACUGUUUCAGCAGCUUCAAUAAGAUCUACUUUAAAUAGAAAACAAAUGGAAACUAUACAACAUAAGGAGGUGAACUGUGGUCAUGGCAGCAGCUCAGAGAACGACAACCAUGAACGACUGCAUCUACUCCACUGUCAGCAGGUUAAAGAAGGUCAGUGUUGGUGAGAAAAGUCAUCUCCAUCAUCCUUCAGUGGAAUACAAAGCACCAAAAUUACCCUUUACACCACUGGAGAACUUGGGCAACCAGUGGGAAGAUUCGCCCAUGAUGGCACACAGGAGCCUGACCUUUGACCCCCACAGCAAAGAUAAUGGUAUUUUGGUAGGCAACACGCUUCCCAGAUCAAAUGGAGGGAAGAUUAAAGACAAAAUUUCUCUGUGGGAAGGGAAGGAACCAUGUAAUUCAUCGCUAACCUCAGGUUUCUCAGGGCAAAGUGCCAGUAUAAAAAGGACAGAUUCUCUGCCAAAAAGUGGGGCUAAAGCUGCAGAUGAGCAACAUGUACAUGACUGUACAAUGGUGACCUGUAAGGAGAAGAAGGAUCUGUCAAAACAGAAUGCAAAACAAGGGGAUUCGAGGCCUUGUUCCCCUGACAAACCUGGGAAACAGCACAAAGGGACACUCAAGAGCGGUAAGAUCAAUGAAAUCCAAAUAGAGGAGGAUUUUAGCAGGACUGGCCACAAAGAAAACCAAGAGAAUGAGAAAGAGAAUGUAACAAAGCACAUGGAUUCGAGGGACUGUUCGCCUGCUGUGAUGGAGAAACAGCAGGUGGGAAGCUUGAAGAGAAACAAUGACAGGAGGAAGGCAGAGCACACCAGCCAAGAGAAGAGAGCAGUGUUCAGUCUCUUUAAAAAGCUGGAGGCGAUGGGAGAAAAUCAUAGAAGGACACCUCCAGAACUCGGAAACUACUUCAGCCCACCGAGUCGACACAAAGAGAUGAAGAAGAAAGACUCUGAUGCUUUAAGUGAAAGGAUUGUGAUGAAUGAAGGGAAACAACAGCAGGAAAGUGUGUACACGGAGCCAGGCGACCCCCCCAUUAACCCGGUCCCCAAACCCAGACGCACCUUCCAGCACCCAACCCACAUCCUCACAGGGACGGGCCAGAGACGGGGGAGAGGACAGCGGAACCUCCCCCCUCUGCCUUCCAGCGCCGCCACACAAGUUUCCUCUAAGCCGCCCUCUGGUUUCUACAACAGAUCCAGGGAUGAGGGAGUCAGAGAUGAUAGCAACAGGAAAUCCUUUGAAUUUGAGGACGUCCCAAGGUCUAGUAGUUCAGUCUUCCUUCGCUCACUGUCUCAGGAACAUCACUAUGAAGACAUCCUGGACUUGUCCAAGGAGAACCCAUAUGAAGACAUCGAGUUGGAGAGUCAGUGUUCCCAGCAGUCUUUACCAUCUUCUCCUGGUGCUGACACAAACAAGGCCUCCAGACCUGGAUUCUUCAGGCAGAACUCAGGCAGGAGCUUUAAGCUGCUGGACUUGCGUAAAACCACCCAGCAGCCCAACAGCUCCUGCAGCAGAGGUGUUUCAUCUCCACCACAGCUCAGCCCUCCCUCCACACCAAAAGGACAUGAGCACAACCCCUGGAUGCCUGCAGAUCUAUACAGCCGCACCUGCCAAAGGAUACCAACGGUUGUACUGAGGAUUAACAGCAUGUUUGAGGCUCGGAUCGGAAAAAAACACUUAAGAAGGAUCUACCACUAUGCUGAAACAAGCUCUGGAAGAGUUACAGAUGAAAACAGUGACUCUGAAAGUGAAAUUGAAGAGCGUGCAAAAGCUCAUCGUCAGCGUCUUGUAUCGGUCAAGUCCAUCCUGAGCCAGCCAGACCAGACUCAGGUCCACUACAGCAAUACCAACCCCAGAAACAGCUCUGUAGAGCAUCAGCGUUGCCUCUUUGAGUAUUUCUUGGUUGUGUCGCUGCAGAAAUCAAAGGCUGGUGGUCAGUACGUACCGGCGGUCACACAACAGUUCCCCCUUAAGUUGGAGCAGAGUUUUAAAUUCAUGAGGAAGACCGAUGAUCAGCUCAGAAUCAUCCCUCUGUUCUGUUUUCCUGAUGCAAAAGACUGGGAGCCAGUGGAGAAUUACACCAGUGAGAUGUUCUCCUUUGUCUUGACUGGAGAAGACGGAAGCAGGAGGUUCGGAUACUGCCGGCGUUUACUGCCGAGUGGAAAAGGCAAACGUCUGCCAGAGGUCUAUUGUAUCGUUAGUCACCUUGGCUGCUUCAACCUGUUUUCCAAGGUUCUGGAUGAGGUGGAGAGGAGGAGGGCUCUGUCUCCAGCCCUGGUGCAGCCUUUUAUGAGGGCCAUCAUGGAGGCCCAGUUUCCAGCUCCAGGAAGAACCAUCACCAUCAAAACCUUUCUACCUGGUUCAGGGACUGAGGUGAUGGAGCUGUGUCGUCCGUCUGAUUCUCGUCUGGAACACGUGGACUUUGAGUGUCUGUUCUCCUGUUUGAGUUUACGGCUGCUUCUCAGAGUGUUUGGCUCUUUGCUGCUGGAGCGAAGGGUCAUCUUUACUGCUGACAAACUCAGUACUCUCUCCCAGUGCUGUCAUGCAGUCGUGGCUCUGCUUUACCCCUUCGUGUGGCAGCAUACUUACAUUCCCGUGCUCCCUUCAGACAUGCUAGACAUCGUCUGCACCCCAACACCAUUUAUCGUGGGUCUGCUGUCCAGUUCUUUGCCCCAGCUGACUGAACUGCCCCUAGAGGAGGUUCUGGUUGUAGAUCUUGGAAGCAAUCGAUUUCUCAGACAGUUGGAUGAUGAGGACUCCAUCCUGCCCUUCAAACUUCAAUCUGCCUUGGAGAAUGUUCUGGAGAGAAGAAGAGAGCUCGCUAAUGAGAGAGGAGCACAUAGUGACACUGACCAUAUCAGCACCGUUGUGUCCGAGGGCUUUGUUCGUUUCUUUGUGGAGCUGGUGGGCCACUAUCCACUCUUCAUCAUGGGUGAAAGGGAGGAUGGCUACUCCUCCUCUUCCUCCUCCCCGGUCCCUUGCUUCUUCCAGCGGGAUGGUUUUCGUAAAGCAAUCCCCUCUAAGACUGUACGCCGCUUCCUGGAAGUCUUCAUGGAGACCCAGAUGUUUGGCUGGUUCAUCCAGGAGCGGGAGAUCCACAGACAGGCUGUGCGAGGCCUGUUUGAAGUGAGAGUGCAGGAGUAUCUAGACUCCAUCCAUGACAACGAACACCGCAGGGUUAAUAGGUUUCUCAAAGGCUUGGGAAGCAAAAUGAAAUUUCUGUCCAAGAAAUGAGCCUCUGGAGGUCAAGAAGUAGCAAGUUGUUUCAGACACACUGGAAGAAGAUUUGUGGACUGUAGAUGUUCAACAAAAUGAUUUAACAUUUCAGACCUUUGUUCAUCAUUCCUCUUUAAACCAUAUUCUUCAAAAAACAUCAUGCAUGAGUACAACUCACUUUGUAAAAAGUAGUUUUUGCUAUUACAGUUUGUGCAGCAGGUUCACAUGAAAUGUUAUAAUUUUAAUACUUCCUGCUUCCACCAGGGGGCAGUAGUAUAUUUUCUCUGAUUGGACCAUCUGACCAGAAAUGACACGGGCCUGUUUUCCCGCUCUUUUGGUGACAUCACAAGUGCUUUGACAAGUAAAUAAAUAUCCGCUGUUCUCUUUUUGUA